This is a messenger RNA of Nematostella vectensis (starlet sea anemone), 659 nucleotides long. RefSeq names its product ATP-dependent DNA helicase Q5. The record is from RefSeq and is a predicted model, not a curated record. The transcript is spliced from 2 exons. Gene Ontology annotation, biological process: double-strand break repair via homologous recombination. NCBI's taxonomy places the organism in Eukaryota, Metazoa, Cnidaria, Anthozoa, Actiniaria, Edwardsiidae. Gene Ontology annotation, cellular component: cytoplasm; chromosome. Gene Ontology annotation, molecular function: ATP binding; four-way junction helicase activity; 3'-5' DNA helicase activity. The coding region runs from base 1 to 603 and encodes 200 amino acids.
AUGGCGUCCGCGUCCGUAUCUCGAAAAGAGCUCAAGACGGUAGUUUCUAAUGUUAUAGCUGAAUCCAGCAAGCAAAAUAUCAAGAGUCUUAAAGAUUCACAGUUCGAUGCGCUUUACUCCUUUUUGAAUUCUGAAGACACUUUCGCGUGUCUACCAACUGGUUACGGUAAAAGUCUAAUUUAUCAGAUGGCGGUGAUGGUUGCGAAAAUCAGUGGUCUUCCGACAAAACCAUUUGUUGUCGUUAUAUCGCCACUAAAUGCACUGAUACAAGAUCAGAUUGACUCGUGCCGAUCGCUUGGCUUAAUUGCUGCCAAGUUUGAGCUCGAUCUGUGCAAAGAAGAAAAUUCCAAGACAGUGGACGAAACAGAAGUGGUGUUUUGUAGCCCUGAAAUGCUCGAGCACCUCGAAGCCAAGCGACUUCUCUCCAAGUUGGAUCAUCGCCUUCCCGGCAUCGUAGUAGACGAAUCACACUGUGUCACAAGUUGGGGUCUUACAGUCACGCCAUUUCGAGCUGCAUAUGGGAAGAUUGGCGAUCUUCGUGGCUUUACUAAAAAGCCUAUCAUGUGCUUAACAGCAACAGCCGGAAAAACAGUGAGGAAUUAAAUUAUCAAAAAUUUGCAUAUGCAGAAUGCAAGAGUAAUCAACCUCGCACCUGACAA